Molecule: messenger RNA, 948 nt
Organism: Argentina anserina (silverweed cinquefoil)
Lineage: Eukaryota; Viridiplantae; Streptophyta; Magnoliopsida; Rosales; Rosaceae
Product: RING-H2 finger protein ATL33
Exons: 1
Coding region: 100-630 (176 amino acids)
Biological process (GO): protein ubiquitination
Source: RefSeq, a predicted model, not a curated record
CCACACCAAAAACUUAAAUAAGAAUCCAAAACCUCUCUCACCCACUUCUUCUAUUCACCCACACUCUUUCGAUUCCUCUCUCCCUUUCUCUUUCCUGUCAUGGAGAGCUCACCGGCCAUCCUCAACAAACCACCCCCGCCCUUCCCUGCGCCGCCUCGCAGCGUCGACUUCUCCGCCCUCGAGUUCAUCCUCGGCCUCCUAGCUGUCAUCACCGUUCCCGCCUUAAUCUACGCGGUCUUCUUCGCCAUCAAGUGCCCUCCCAACCUCUUCCGCCAUAGACCGCGCCGGAGCUCCACCACCUCAACCGCAGACCUGGCUCACACACGGCCAGAGGUUAUUUCCGACCUCAAGUACCAGAAGGACGCGCACGUCAAGGAAAUCGGGACCGAGUGCCCAGUUUGCUUAUCAGUCUUUGACGAUGGUGAAGAGGUGAGGCAGCUCAGUAUGUGUAAGCACUCGUUUCAUGGUACGUGCAUCAAUAUGUGGCUUAAGGAUCACUCGAAUUGCCCGAUUUGCCGCGCGAACAUCGCCGUCGAUCGGAGUAGUAGUAACAGCAGAACAGCGGCGUCCGGUAGAGAACAUCGGGAUGAUUUGCAACAAGGUCUGCCCGACGCUUCCGCCAUGGUUUGACACUGUUUAAACCUACCUUCUUCUUUCUCUCGCUUGUCUUCUUUUGGUUUUGUUGGGUUUGGUGGAUGAAGAUGAUGGAAACAUGUGAAGCUGGAUAUAUUAUUUUGUUUCUUUUUUAAUUAGCUUUGUAGUUUCAGAAACUUACCGACACAGUUGUAGCUAGUGAAUGUGAUUAGUUUUUACAUGAAGAAUUACUGGGUUUGAGCAAAUGCUGCAAUAAAUUAGUACUUAAUUAACUCUCGGUUCCCUAACUUGUGUUAGGAUUUGAGAUUUAUCAAAAAUAAAUGCUGAAAAUGUAAAAGAACAACGGAAAGAUUU